CACGCACCUCGCCGCCGGAUUGUGCGUUGAUAAAGAAAUCCAAAUUUAGUGUAACGAUUCUCCGGUAACCGCGGACUGUGACCAGUGUACGUAUCCGCUAUGGAACCGAUGACCUUGGGCAGUCCUAGCUCCUUGUCGGGCUCGAAUGCUGCAAUAGGGAGCGGUGCUGGAGGACCCGGCUAUCUGCCGUCGUUUCUAAUGGGUGAUCCACCGGCCGCUCCGCGCCCAAACACCCUUUCUCCAACGCGGACCCGUGUUUCCCUUGCGUACGGUGGACUAGCCGGUUCCCCUCCCGAUGCCAUGCGCUCACCAACGUCUAUGGCCGCGCUUCAUCAACAGCAGCAGCAGCAGCAGCAUCAUUUCGUGCAGCCUCAACAUCAACAACAGCAACAGCAGCAGCAGCAGCAGCAGCAGAUGUCUUCCUCCUUCAUGAAUGUAACGCCGCACACGCAACAUUUCUUGCACAUGUCGACGAUGCAAGCUUCCUCGCUCGCCAACCAGUUCCGCAACGAAUCAUUCGAUGCCAACGCCAGCAUAACUGGGCCCCCAACGCAAGGGCUCUUCGAUUCUUGGCGCAAAGAGAAACAGAUGCUGCACACCACAGCAAGGGGUUCGACUGGCGUUGCUGGAGGCCCAGGAGGAGUGUUACAUCCUGCCGCGACCGAAAUGACGGGGCCAAACCAAUCGUUCAACGAUUCGAUUGCCAACCAGAGUGGCUUUAACGUAUCCCGUGUGAUGUCUCCUAUUCCGGUGGAUUACAGUCGCAUGGCAAACGUACCGGUUUCUCCGCCCAGCACACCAUUCGGAGGUCAUCCACCACUGCAAGUGCAGCAGCAGCCAUCCCAACCAACGUUGCCCAGCAACGGUAGCGUGGGUACCUCGAACUGGGUUACGGUGUUUGGAUUCCCCCAGAAUGCAUCCACGCUCAUGCUAUCACACUUCGUAUCGAUCGGUACGAUCGUCGAUAAGCAGUUUGCGCCCCAAAACGGCAACUGGGUGCAUUUACGAUAUAGCUCGAGGUUGGAGUGUAUGAGAGCGCUCAACUACAAUGGGCGGAUCAUCAGCCCUGGCUUGAUGGUGGGCGUCCAGUACUGCAACGAUCCGGCCGUUAUCGGGAAGGAGAACGAAGACGAAGGCUGCUCCCCAACCUACGAGAAGCCGGAUAAUCCGCUGACGCGGGUGCGCUCACUGGUGAACAUGUCGUACACGGCCGAAAAGGAAGCGAACGCCGUCGCAACCACGGCGGCCGCACAGAAGCGUAGUAAUGGGAUUGUAAAUAAGGCGAUGGAUCUAUUUUUUGGAUGGUAAAACGGUCGCUGGGACGCGCAGAAAGUGCAUAAACAAAUUGAGGAAUCAGGAAAAUCCAACUGCACGGCAAGAACGCCGGCCACUUUAUACUCGAGAUACGGAUUGUGUAUGAUUGUUUUUUUUUUUUUUGUAAAACUGUAUGUUUUCCAAUCAAUAAAGUUAGAAGAAAUUGCCCUAUUAUGCAAA
This is a messenger RNA of Anopheles aquasalis, 1494 nucleotides long. RefSeq names its product nucleoporin 35. Gene Ontology annotation, biological process: NLS-bearing protein import into nucleus; nuclear pore organization. Gene Ontology annotation, cellular component: nuclear pore central transport channel; nuclear pore nuclear basket. NCBI's taxonomy places the organism in Eukaryota, Metazoa, Arthropoda, Insecta, Diptera, Culicidae. Gene Ontology annotation, molecular function: nucleic acid binding; phospholipid binding; structural constituent of nuclear pore. The record is from RefSeq and is a predicted model, not a curated record.